This is a messenger RNA of Hydatigera taeniaeformis, 363 nucleotides long. The record is from the annotation of a GenBank genome assembly. Lineage: Eukaryota; Metazoa; Platyhelminthes; Cestoda; Cyclophyllidea; Taeniidae.
AUGAAUGUAUUGCAUAACGUGGUCCGCAUCCAUAUACCGGAUUUAUUGGCCGCAGUACCUAUUCCUGAGACCUUUUCUGGGCUCUUUUCGCUAUCACUUAGGGAUCUUGUUAGGCUAACUGUUUUCAGCGGUGUUUUUACCGCUCUAGGUUACUCCGUGUAUUUCACUGUGAGAAAUAGAUGCUUUUACCACCAUAUCAAUGAAGUAAUUAAAAAGAACCAGGAAAAGGUGGUUGACUUUAUUGACAUCGAGUCGAUUGGCAGGAAGGGCUUCCCACUUUGCGAUGGAACGCACAAUGCUCACAAUGCGGAGACUGGUGAUAACGUUGGUCCACUUAUCAUUGAGUCAAAGAAACAUGUUUAA